UUUCCCGCCCCCGCCGCGCUCCCUCCUCCAAAAAGGCCCCGCCUUGAUUCACCAUCCCCCCUCCGCCCGGACCCGCAAGAUCUCCACUCCUCGAUCGAUUGAUAUCAGACGCGGCCGGGUCGGCGGAAGGCGGCGGCGGCGAUGAGCGCGGUGAACAUCACCAACGUGGCGGUGCUGGACAACCCCACCGCCUUCCUCAACCCCUUCCAGUUCGAGAUCUCCUACGAGUGCCUCGUACCCCUCGACGACGAUCUGGAAUGGAAGCUCACAUAUGUUGGAUCAGCUGAAGAUGAAACUUAUGAUCAGCAACUUGAGAGCGUGCUUGUUGGACCUGUCAAUGUUGGGACCUACCGUUUUGUCUUCCAGGCUGACCCACCGGACCCUUUAAAGAUCCGCGAACAAGACAUCAUUGGUGUCACCGUGCUGCUAUUGACAUGCUCCUACGUGGGUCAGGAGUUCAUGAGGGUGGGUUAUUAUGUGAACAACGAUUACGAUGAGGAGCAGCUGAGAGAAGAGCCCCCAGCAAAGUUAUUGCUUGACAGGGUGCAGAGAAACAUUUUGGCCGACAAGCCCCGUGUCACCAAGUUCCCCAUCAACUUCCACCCUGAACCCGGCACGAGCGCAGAACAGCCGCAGCAGGAUGCAGAACAGCAGCAGCAGCCGACUUCACCGGAACCACAGAAGGCUCCAGUAGAGCCACAGAUGGCGCCACUAGAGAACGUCCACAUUGCUGCCGAGCAAUGAUCAGAGUUGGGGUGCUUACAGUCUGUUCUCCAUGCCUUCUAUGGUGUCUUAAUGUUACGAAUCGAGAGUGGUGGUUCUGCAUUGUACUGGUCUGUUGUUGACGUUUCUCAAUAUGUUGUGUUGUAAAUGUUGGGUGUCUAGCUAUUUCUUGAUAAAGAGUACUUCUGCCUAUUUUGUUGCACAUAUUUGAUUUCUAUUGAGACUGGAAUGCUUCAGCCUGAAC
Triticum dicoccoides is the source of this 967-nucleotide messenger RNA. RefSeq names its product probable histone chaperone ASF1A. Gene Ontology annotation, molecular function: histone binding. Gene Ontology annotation, cellular component: nucleus; chromatin. The coding region runs from base 142 to 744 and encodes 200 amino acids. The record is from RefSeq and is a predicted model, not a curated record. Lineage: Eukaryota; Viridiplantae; Streptophyta; Magnoliopsida; Poales; Poaceae. The transcript is spliced from 3 exons. Gene Ontology annotation, biological process: DNA replication-dependent chromatin assembly.